AUGCAACUCUUCACCUGCGGUGAGAACAGCGACGGCUCUCUCGGGGAGCCACGAGCUUGUCGGAGACGGAACGUUGCCUUUCAUCAUCGCGAGCAUCCCGACCUGGGCCUGGAGUACACCCCGCAUUGUCCUCUGUGGGUUCUGCGACCGAAGAAAGUCCUCGAAGGAAAAGGGAUUCGCCCCAUCAACUGCGAUACCGGCUCCACCUUUUUCGACGUGGACGGAGACCUCAGACACUUUGGGUGGGGGUCUCUAUCCAAAUUUCAGCGAGCGGGGGUAAUGGAGGCGGGCACGGAGAACCUCAUCCAUAUCAUCCGACUUGCAGACGGGUCGCUUUCCUGCUCAGAGAUGGGAGUCUUCUAA
This is a messenger RNA of Aspergillus brunneoviolaceus CBS 621.78, 363 nucleotides long. RefSeq lists its product as uncharacterized. The record is from RefSeq and is a predicted model, not a curated record. Bases 1 to 363 code for a protein of 120 amino acids. The transcript has a single exon. NCBI's taxonomy places the organism in Eukaryota, Fungi, Ascomycota, Eurotiomycetes, Eurotiales, Aspergillaceae.